UCCCUCCCUCCUCCUCAGAGGAGCUGCUCUGUCUCUCUGCACUUGUCUCCUCAGUCAAGGAGAAACUAAUUGGAGGAAAGAAUAGAAGAAAGGAGCUGUUGGAAAACUAAACACAUCAAAACUUUACUUCUCUACAGCAUGCCACAGAAAGAUUUCAGAAGUCAAACAAGCUGGGAGACUGGUGUGGCCUCCAUGAUGCAAAACAAGGUCCAUGUUCUCUGCAGUGAAGGUCACAGUGGAGUAAACCAGCUGGGAGGUGUGUUUGUGAAUGGGAGACCUUUACCUGAUUCCACCAGGCAGAAGAUAGUGGAGCUGGCACACAGUGGAGCUCGACCCUGUGACAUAUCCAGAAUAUUACAGGUGUCUAACGGCUGUGUCAGUAAAAUCUUGGGCAGGUAUUACGAGACAGGUUCAAUCCGUCCUCGGGCCAUAGGAGGGAGUAAACCCAGGGUGGCCACUCCAGAGGUGGUGGGAAACAUCGCUCAGUACAAGAGAGAGUGUCCGUCCAUUUUUGCCUGGGAGAUCAGAGACCGACUGCUGGCAGAGGGAGUCUGCACCAAUGACAAUAUACCCAGUGUUUCAUCUAUAAAUCGAGUGCUCAGGAACCUGGCCAGUGACAAACAGCAAAUGGGCACAGCGGGAGCUGAAGGGAUGUUUGACAAACUCAAAAUGCUCAAUGGACAAACUACCUGGGGAGGACGCUCGGGGUGGUACGUUGGGACUACACUCACUACCGCUGAGUGUCCACAGGCAGAGGGGGGGGAGAACACCAUAUCUGUUAGUUCCAAUGGUGAAGACUCAGAGGAGACUCAGAUGAGGCUCCAGCUGAAGAGGAAACUGCAGAGAAACAGAACAUCUUUCACACAGGACCAGAUAGAAGCACUGGAGAAAGAAUUUGAAAGGACUCACUAUCCAGAUGUGUUUGCCCGAGAACGCCUUGCCAACAAAAUAGACCUUCCAGAGGCAAGAAUACAGGUUUGGUUUUCCAACAGACGAGCGAAGUGGAGAAGAGAGGAGAAGCUGAGAAAUCAACGUCGUCAGGUGUCCAACUCCUCCAACCAUAUUCCCAUCAGCAGCAGCUUCAACACCAGUGUUUACCAGCCUCUACCACAACCUACUACACCAGUGUCGUUCUCAUCAGGGUCCAUGUUAGGAAGGUCAGAUCCAGUUCUGUCCAACAGCUACAGCCUACCAGCCAUGCCCACCUUCAGUAUGGCUACCAGCCUGCCUAUGCAAGCAUCCAGCCAGACCUCUUAUUCCUGCAUGCUGCCCACCAGUCCCACUGUAAAUGGAAGAAGUUAUGAGACAUAUACUCCUCCUCACAUGCAGCCACACAUCAACAGCCAGUCAAUGACGUCCUCUGCAACAUCCUCAACAGGUCUGAUUUCCCCUGGUGUCUCAGUUCCAGUCCAAGUUCCAGGAAGUGAAGCUGACAUGUCACAGUACUGGCCACGCCUGCAGUGAUGUCAUUUCUCACGGCAAUCGUUCUUGCCUGCAGUGAUCAUCAGCUGUGACUGCUGCAACAGGACUGUAUGGGACAUCAUAACCUAACCCUACUUUACAGCUUGAAUGUCAAAAAGGACUUGUCAUUGACUGAAACAGACUGCACUGCAGCAAAUGAAGGAGUUUGAGUACUCUUCCAAUUGAAGGGUUUUAAUAUUACUGUAAACCAGUACAAAUCCAGCUACAACUGGAUCAAAGGUCUUGGGGAGCCUUGGGGUCAGCUGCCAUUCAAAGUUUGGCUGGUGAGGACACUCUGGCACUUGCUCAGAGUGAAAAACGUUAGCCUGAGCUGUACUCAGGAAGCUCAGGAAGGUGGGCCGUCCUUUGGUAAUAAUAAACUCCAGAUAAGAAUAAACUGGUCAGUGUUCAUUUGGACAUUCUGUGGGAAGACAUAUUACCUCCACUUUCAGUUUCUAAUUUAUAUCAUGUUGGUGUAUUUGUAGCAAAAACAAAGAUGUUGAUUGAAGUGUAAAGGGAAGAACGUAAUGAAACUUGAAAUGAACUAUCUGCUCUGAAUUUGUUUCAUCAGCAGAUUCCAAAAUCCCCAACCUGGAAUGUGUAUAGAAUUUCAGAAUGUGUGAAAUGUGUUUGGGAUUGUAAAAACUCUGACCUUGAUGUGAUCUGCUAAGUGGCUAAGUGAUUUUAAACUGAAAAACUAUGUCCAUUUGGCAGGGAAAAUCUCAGUUUGUAUUAAUUCCAAAGUUCCUAUGUCCAGAAAUGCAACAGUAAAGCUAUUGAACUAUUGAAAAACUGGAAGCAGAACAAACACUUUGCUAGCUCAUAAAAAGUGAACAUUAGAUUGUGUCUGGGAUGUAAAUCUGUUUCUAAUUUCAAAGUGUAAAGUAUUUGUCUUCUCCACUGAUCUGGGAGGGUUUCCAUAAUAAAUAAAUAAAUAAAUAUGUUUUUCAAUUAUA
Molecule: messenger RNA, 2417 nt
Organism: Siniperca chuatsi (mandarin fish)
Lineage: Eukaryota; Metazoa; Chordata; Actinopteri; Centrarchiformes; Sinipercidae
Product: paired box protein Pax-6-like
Exons: 12
Coding region: 139-1464 (441 amino acids)
Biological process (GO): anatomical structure development; regulation of transcription by RNA polymerase II
Molecular function (GO): RNA polymerase II cis-regulatory region sequence-specific DNA binding; DNA-binding transcription factor activity, RNA polymerase II-specific
Source: RefSeq, a predicted model, not a curated record